UCAGGCAGCAUCCAAGGAACAGGAGAAUCGACGUUUCGGGCAUAAGCCCUUCUUCAGGGCAGGUGGUGUUCCUUGAAGAAACACCACCUGCCCUGAUGUCUGAGAUAGAAACACCACCUGUCCUGGUGUCUGAGAGAGAAACACCACCUGCUCAGGUAUCUGAGAUCGAAACAUCACCUGCCCUGAUGUCUGAGAUAGAAACAACUCCUGCCCUGCUGUCUGAGAUAGAAACACCACCUGUCCUGGUGUCUGAGAUAGAAACACCACCUGCCCAGGUGUCUGAGAUAGAAACAACAUAUGCCCAGGCAUCGGAGAUAGAAACACCACCUGCCCUGGUGUCUGAGACAAAAACAUCACCUAUCCUAGUGUCUGAAAUAAAAACACCACCUGUCCAGGCAUCUGUGAUAGAAACACCACCUGCCCUGCUGUCUGAGAUAGAAACACCACCUGUCCUGGUGCCUGAGAUAGAAACACCACCUGCCCUGAAGUCUGAGACAGAAACACCACACAUCCUGGUGUCUGAGGUAAAAACACCACCUGACCUGGUGUCUGAGAUAGAAACACCACCUGUCCUGGUGUCCAAGAUGGAAACACCACCCAUCCUGGUGUCUGAGAUAGAAACACCACUUUCCCUGGUGUCUGAGAUAGAAACACCACGUGUCCUGGUGUCUGAUAUAGAAAUACUACUUGCGCUGGUGUCUGAAUUAGAAACACCACCCGUUCUGGUGUUUGAGAUAGAAACACCACUUGCCUAG
This is a messenger RNA of Chiloscyllium plagiosum (whitespotted bambooshark), 755 nucleotides long. The record is from RefSeq and is a predicted model, not a curated record. Lineage: Eukaryota; Metazoa; Chordata; Chondrichthyes; Orectolobiformes; Hemiscylliidae.